AUUUCGAUAUUAAACGGCGGUGCGUCGAUAGCCGACAGAUGUGUUUCGAUUUUGCCGAUGGUAUAUAUUAUCGUAUCGCUUAGCCCAUAAAAACAACGCGCAGUUAUAGUCUUCAAAACAAAUGCAACAAAAUGCUUGGCAAAAGCAUUGAUAGUACAGGCAAGCAGCCAACAUUUCAUGUUAUUCGCGAAGUCUAUGACAGUUCAAAUGCGCACGAACGAUUCGAAGCAGAGCUGGAAAAGGCGCUUGAGGCCAAAGUAGAUUUUAUUAUCAUCGAGCCGCCGAGAUUAGGCGAUGAGACUGGACGCUGGAUAUGGGUGGGCAAUUGCCUCCAUAAGACUGCAGUGACAACUGGCGUUGUUUCUUUAAUAUCUAGCUUGUUGUGGUACGACCGUCCAGUGAUUGCGGCUCCCAUUUGUGCGAUGUCGCUGUUCUGUGCCGGAUUAUAUACAGUAUCCUGGAACUAUGAUCCUUGCUGCCAAUAUCAGGUUGAGGAAAACAAUGAAGUCGCAUUAAACAAGCUACCGCUAACAGAUGUAUCCUCGCCUGUGAUCCUGGGCUAUGCGCCCAAUACUCAAUCCAAAUACUUGCAUCGUGGCAUUACAUUCUUAUCGGCAGCUUUGUGUGCUUGGCAGAUAUGGCGAUCAUAUAAGUAAACAAAAAGCACUCUGAAUGGGAUAAGUCAGUCAUUGCCAGUGCAGUCAGCAAUGAAGCGGCCCGUAAUCUUGAACUUGACCCUAAGUAUUUGGUUUUAUAAGUUAGUUAAACGCUGUGGCGUAUGCAUUUCUUUUAGAAUUUCGAUACUUUUCGUUUUCCUAGUUAAAUUUUAAAGUGGUUCAAAGUCCGAAAUGUCAAUGAGUGUUUCUCUAUAGUUGUGCAUGUUUUUGGCA
This is a messenger RNA of Drosophila hydei, 890 nucleotides long. RefSeq names its product transmembrane protein 11 homolog, mitochondrial (gene Pmi). Gene Ontology annotation, biological process: inner mitochondrial membrane organization. The transcript has 4 exons. NCBI's taxonomy places the organism in Eukaryota, Metazoa, Arthropoda, Insecta, Diptera, Drosophilidae. The coding region runs from base 132 to 656 and encodes 174 amino acids. Gene Ontology annotation, cellular component: mitochondrial inner membrane. The record is from RefSeq and is a predicted model, not a curated record.